CAGUCCAGUAGUCCGCUCUACGUAGAACCAAAUCGUGCCAGGACCAUCAAGACGCAAGUGGAACCAUCGACUAGUCACCGGUACUCUUGCACAGAAGAAGCAGAGCGAUAUCGCACCACACGACGAUCGCACAGUUCACAUCGACGACGACGUGAACUACAUCGCGAAAUUGAACAUCGACAGCGACAUCGCAGUGAAUCGCCAGCGUAUCGGGACCGAUACACAUCUACCCCUGGUUACAGUACUACUAGUACCGGGGUUUCACCCAGCGGUUACGAUGAGCGUGCGGACCCGAAUCGUUUACCUGGAGAAGGUCCAACACGAGCAAAUUCACGAGAAAUCUUCCAUCUCUAUCAAACCCGUGACGUCUUGCAGAAUGUUGUGGCGCAAUUGUAA
Cylicostephanus goldi is the source of this 396-nucleotide messenger RNA. NCBI's taxonomy places the organism in Eukaryota, Metazoa, Nematoda, Chromadorea, Rhabditida, Strongylidae. The record is from the annotation of a GenBank genome assembly.